AGUUAUUGAUGGUGCAUCAGUUUGAUCAAAUGUGUGAGCGAUUGAAGAAGUUAAUGGGAUGAGUAAAGUCUUUUACUAAUCAAAAGAAAUAUGAAAUUUGUGGAAAACUACAAAAACAGCAUGAUACAGUAAAAAGACCAAAGAGCGAAUCUUUGCAGUAACCGAACGAGUGAAAGAACAACAUGGUAAUUCAAUCGAUGUGCAUUGUAUGGAGUUUCCUAAGUGAACUGAAACAAUGCAAGAACGCGCAGCCACGACUUCAAGGGGGUAAUCCUGCUAGUGAUUGAGUGACACUGCUAGAGACAUUACUGCCGGUUCUCUGCCCAGGAAACACCAACCGAUUCGGAGAGGUGUUGUUUUGUUACUAUAUACAUUAUAUGGUUAUGUACAUUUAUAUAGUUAAAUGACAAUAAACCUGACUCCUGAAGCUCUGCCUGAGCUAUUAUAACUUUGAAUAGUCUCCCUGUACAGCACCACCAUCCGAACUGUGCAGAAUUACAGCCCACAUCUGUCAGACACAACAGAAUGGCACCACCUUAACUCUGAGGAAUUACAGGAUGAAUGUGACAUGGACUCUACGCAGUCCCCAGCGAUUCAAGUGAAAAUAACCAAUGAAACAAUAAAAUUGACAGCUAUGUCACAAGUUGCUCUAAUAAAGACCAAGGGAGUGAAGACGCACAGGACUGCAGAUAAAACUAUUGCUAAUCAAGCUGUUGCAAGUGCCAGCAUUACACCUUACGCUCUCUGGCAGUUCAGGAAGAUGAUACGGUGUGUGCUUCCUGACAGUUCUCCCAUCCUGGACUUCAAUGAUUAUGGGUGUAACUGUGGCUUUGGUGGUACUGGAAAAUGUGUUGACGAGUUGGACAGGUGUUGCCUGAAUCAUGACAGAUGCUAUCACAAUGCAAAAGUUGAUCUCUGCAGUUUUCUGGUAGACAGCCCUUACAUUGAACUUUAUUCCUACUCUUGCUCUGGAAAUCAGAUCUCCUGCAGCAGCAAGAAUGAUCCCUGUGAGGCUGCUAUUUGUAACUGUGACCGCACAGCAGCCAUCUGCUUCUCCAAGGCCCCUUACAACCCUGAGUAUAAAGAUCUGGAUAAGAAGAAGUACUGCUGACAGCUGGGCAGAGUUAAAAAUUAAUAAAAUGUUUUUUUCUGUUUCUUUGUGCAUCGAUUACUAAAUGAUUCAAAUCUGAACAUGAACAGAGAAGGCAUUCCAUUGGAAUCUAAAUUUAGUUGGUCAAAACAUAAGUGAUUAGUGCAUGCAACUGAUUAAUGUUUUAGAAGAUAGCAAUCUACAGAGUACAUUGUAGAUUCCUUAAUAUUUCAACCGUUAUUCCUCAGUUGUACAGUACUACUAAUCCCAUAGUAUCCAGUGUUUAGUCUUUGCAAUGAAUGAUCAAUGUCUCUAACGUCCUGAUCCCACAACCCCUGAUGUAUGUUUGUGUAUUUAAACAUCUGACUUCAUGAUCUCCAAUAGGUCCUGCCUUGCUGAUCGUUUGCUACUUAAUGACAUUGCUUAAAAUCCAUUGUUAAUCUGUUUAAUAAAAGGGAUAAUUAAACCAAACAUGCUAAUUGGUAGUUUAAUUGAUUAAGCCGUUCCUCAUGUAGAUGGAUGGCAAAACAAAUCAGGUGGGGGAUUUAUUUGAAAGGAAUGUUGGAACAAUAAAUGAGAUCAGUGGGUGCUGGAUAAUUGAUUUAGAAUGAUAGUUCAUUGGGUCUUGAAUUCAAGAGUACUGACACAAUGUAGGAAUGUAGCUAGGAUAGAAAUUGGAAUUACAUAAUGGAAACAGCACAUUUUCUGUUUGUUUAAUUUGUAUGUCAUCUCUCUGCAAAAGUAAUGCAGCCAAUCCCACUCUCCUUCUCUCUCUGAGCGCUACAAUUUUUAUUCUUGUUUAUGGCAGUUGUAAUAUACCUGUAGAUGGCCUAUCUGCAAGACAAAUGCAUCUAUUUACACUAUCUGUCAAAUUCACUGUGUCGUAAAUCAAAGGCAGGGAUGGCAACCCACUGGCAUUCAGUGAAUUUAUAGCACAAAACUUUAUUGGAGUCAAAUUUAAUGUUAAAAUCAUUCUCCAGCACUCUGUCUUCUAUGUAUAAUUUAUCACACAUCUUAACUUAGACAUUUUCUGAUUGAAAAAGAUGGCACUGGAAGGGAGUGACUUUUCUGUGUAGCUCCUGAGGGAAUUAUCAUACACUCUUUUUUACAGUAAGUAAUAUUGUUUAAAGUUAUUUGAUAGAACUAGUGACCUUCAGUACUGAUAGUCUGGGGACUCCAGACCAACCAGGGAAUGAGUGCAGCUGGGGAGCAGAUACAGGAGCCUUAAGACUCAGUCAAUGUUUUAGCAACAUUCCACCAUCAGAUUUCUGAAUGGUCCAUGAAUACUAUCACCUUUGUCCUCUAUUCUAUAAUUUAUUUUUGUGAAGUACUGUAAUUUUUAUGUCUUGUACUAUACAUUUGCUGUAAAACAAAUUUCACAACUACGUCAGCAAUAAUAAACCUGAUUGAGAUCUAAGUCGUAAACAACUUUCAAAAGAUGUAAGGUAAAUUGAAAAGUGAUUCUUAGAUUUCAUUUAAUCUAAGCAUUUCACCUAAUUUCAUACAGAGCAACCAAAACAUUUUCUAAUUAAAUAUUCACUAUUUCUUUAUAUAAUCAUUUGAAAAGGACCCUUGUUUUUAUUUUCAAGUUUUUCCUUUGAUAGCAAGUCUACCGAAUGAACAUUAUGUUUAAAGCAGUAGGAUUUAUAUUGAAAAUUUAUGUACGUUUACCUUUUUAUAAUUUGAAAGAUAAUGCAAAAGGAACAUAGAAAAUAGGAACAGGAGGAGGUCCUUUGAUUCAAAAUGAUCACGGCUGAUUCCAGUGAUCUGUUCCUGCUUGUUCUUACUUGUUGCCCUAAGAUCAAUAUCUCUCACCUUCUUGAAAAAGACAUAGGAGCAAAUUUAGGCCUUUUGGCCUAUUGAGUCUGUUCUACCAUUUGAUCCGAGCUGACAUAUUUCCCUCAUACUGAUUCACCUCCCUUUUCCCAACCUUUGAUGCUCUUACUAAUCAGGAACCUAUCAGCUUUCCCUGUAAAUAUACCCAAUGACUUGGCCUUCACAGCUGCCUGUGGUAAUGAGUUGUUCAGAUUCACCAUCUGGCUAAAGAAAUUCCUCCUUAUCUGUUCCAAAGGGACGUCCUUCUAUUCUGAGGCUGUGUCCUCUGGUUCUAGAUUCUUCCACUAUUGAAAACAUAAGUUUCAAUCAGAUUCCAUUGUAUCCACUUCCACCACCACCACCGGCAGUGCAUUCCACACACCCACCACUCUCUGUGUGAAAAAAUUUACCCCUGACUCCGCUCUGUACCUAUUUUCAAGCUCCUGGAUUCAAAUUCUCUGCCACAAAGGCCAAUAUACCAUUUGCUUUUCUAUCUGCCUGCUGCACCUGCACAUUUACACCCAUCACUGAUAUAUAUGAACAAGCUAGUCUCCUUAUAACCCCACUUUCCUCAUCUAUCUUGGAGGACAUGCACAGAGACACUCCUGUAAUCACUCCUUCUCUGUGAUUACUACUCUACCUACAGGUGUUCUGUACUUUUUCUCUCUGUGCAGCCAUUACUUGAGAUGUUACCACCCCAGAAUCAGAAUCAAGUUGAUUACCUCUGCCAUAUAUCAUGAAAUUCAUAGUUUUGCAGCAAUAAUACAGUGUAAGGCAUAAAAGUUACACAAAUUAUCAGUGUAAAAAAGCAGUAACAAGAUAUUGUCAUGGAUUCAUCAAUAUGUUUGGCCCAAGAUAGAGCCUCAGUGUUGUUGAUGCUCCAAAGUGGGCCCAUUUGCAGUUCCAGCUGCACAAUAUGGUCAGUCAGGAGCUGCAACUGGACACGCUUCCUAUAAGCAUGGUGACCUGGGAGACGAGGUGCUAAUUUCACAACAGACUUUAUUCCAUUCCAAACUCUUCCUACUACAAUCCUGAGUCCCAACAUUUACUUCAGAGAAUGGAGAUGUAUUAAAAGGUAGAAAUGCCCAUUUGUUGCUUCUUGCCGAACAACUGUCUCCCCUUGGAAUGCACUACUCUUUGUAUGAUGAUGUUCCUCACAGUCUCUUUGAAAGCAAGAGGGUCUGCCUUUCCUUCUUCUAAACCUCUCACAGCCCACUGGCUCUCAACAACCUGUUAAUGGCUAACUUAUGACUUUCAAUCCUUCACACUUAAGUUCAAUUGUAAAAAUAAUGUCUAAAUAUAAACUUGGUUUAAUUUUUCUAAAUCAGUAAAAAAAAAGUAUGAAUUCUUUUAAAUGAUGAAUACAACUGAACAGUAAGUUAAAUGAUAUUCCAUAUCAAUUUGUCAUCUUUGACAUCAAAUCCCUGAUCUCACAGGAAUAUAUUACUCACCAGUCCUUGCUAAAUAAAUGGUUUUAAUAUAAUUUAAACAAUUUUUCAAAAGUUUCUACUCUCCUCCAAAAAGUAUGACAAAUAUCAGUGUCUCUUACUGCUUCCUGGCACUUUAGCCAUGAUUGAGUCUGUUGACUCAAUGUUGAAUGUUGAUAGGUUAGUUAUUCACAAUAGGCAAUAACACAACCCCAAGCACAUGGACUUUCCAUCCCUAGUUAGAAAUUGGAAGCAUUGUUAUUUUGCCCUCCCAAUCCUGCAAUACACUUACUCAGCAUUGACAAGAUUAGAGUUUAAUGCUGUGCCAGCUGGUACAGUUUAUCAAGAGAUAGGAAGCAUUCAAACCUUAACUUCAAGGCAAUCAAUAUUCCUAUCCUCAGCUAUGGAAAUUCAACCUUGGAAGACUAGCUAACACAAAGAGAUCUAUAUUCACCAGUUUGUCUGGAUGUACUUUAUUGCCCUUAGGGAUUUGGAAACAGAUUCUCUUAAACUGUUUGCCCUUUACACUCCAAAUUAAAACACUGAGACCUGUUAACCUCAGCAACUGAUGGAUGUAAAAUUCAAAUGUGCUUGUGAAAUUCCACACUGUGUAUUCACUUGGAAAGAAAUCAAAAUCAGAUCAGAUUUAAUAUCACUGGCAAAUGUCGUGAAAUUUGUUAACUUUACAGCAGCAGUACACUGAAAUACAUGAUAAAUAUAAAGAAAAAUACUGAAUUACAGUAAGUAUUUGUCUAUUUAAUAGCUAAGAUAAAUAGUGUAAAAGCAUUUAGAAAUCUGAUGGCAGAUGGGAAGAAGCUGUUCCUGAACUGCUGAGCGUGUGCCUUCAUGCUUCUGUACCUUCAACCUGAUAGUGACAGUGAAAAGAGGGCAUGUCCUAGCAGAAAGCUUAUAUAUGUAGGCUUGGAGAAAGUUUUACUUUCACUGAAGUUUUCUAGUGUAGUGUGUUACUGCAAAUGUUCAAGUAGGUUCUCAAGCAAAGAAAGAAAAUGCUGCAGAACAUUGAUUUACCAAAUUUUUUAAUUUAAAUUUUUAAUUUAAAUUUUCAAUUGCCUUGAGGUCUUUCUGUGCAACCCUUGACUUCAGUAGUGUCAUUUGCUGUAAAGUGGCCAAUAUUGUUGAACUUGUUAUCUGCCACUCAUCUCUGAUUUGAUUUUUGGAUUGUAACCCUAAAUAAUACAGAUGAAAAAUGGAAGGAACCAUAGAUAAUAAUGUUGUAGAGCUUGAAUUGACACAAAGGUUUUGCUGACUUUAACAUUUCAUGAUACUAAGAGGCUAUAUUUUCACCUUCACAAUUUCUUCAAAGCAGCUCAAUAAAUCAAUUCUUGCAAUAAAAUUAUAUUUGUCUACACCUGUAUUUUCAUUAAUACUUUGAGGUUGCAGGAUGUAAUUGACAAAAUCUGAUGGAUCAAUGCAAUCAGUCUUGAGACUCACAGCUGACUGAGUCUCUGGGCUUUGUUUUUACAGUACCAUAUUACAUUCUGUAGACGUUUAAGAGAGUAAGGUCCAGCAACUAGUCCUCAAGUGUGCAAAUGGGAUUAAUGUGGAUGGUCAAAAAAUGUUAGUAUGGAUGUGGUGAGCUGAAAAGUACAUGAUUGUCCAAAACUGAAGGUCUAAUCACCUGAAAUAAUCAUCACAUUUGAUAUACAAGAGAAACACUUUACAAGCUCAGCAUCCAUUGUUAGAAUUGCUCAAUAACUAUUAGCCCACCAAAGGACCUUCACUACAGGUUUCAGAGAAAACAUAGAAAACCUACAACACAAUAUAAUACACAAAGCUGUGCUGAACAUGUCCCUACCUUAGUGCUACCUCGGCUUACUCAUAGCCCCCUAUUUUUCUAAGCUCCAUGUUCCUGUCCAGGAGUCUCUUAGAAGACCCUAUAAUUUCUGCCUCCACCACCAUUGCCGGCAGCCCUUUCCAUGCAUUCACCACUCUCUGUGUAAAAAACUUACCCCUGACAUCUCCCCUGUACCUGCUUCCAAGCACCUUAAAACUGUGCCCUCUCAUGCUAGCCAUUUCAGCCCUGGGAAAAAGCCUCUGACUAUCCACACGAUCAAUGCCUCUCAUCAUCUUAUACACCUCUAUCAAGUCACCUCUUCAUAUUCUCUUGUACUCACAGAACAAACAUUAUAGUUUUCUGUUCUCAGAGAGGAUUUUGAUCAUUAAAACAACUUUGUCAAUGAUUAGGAGCAAUACUUUUACAAAGAUUACAAAUAAAAAGCUCACAAACUUUGCCAUCUUGCAAAAUAUUUACUGUUUCAUAAAAGAGCAAUUUCAAUGAUGUUAUUUAUUACAGGCAUCAAGUCAGAUAGUGUCGUUUGACAUGAGUAGUCCAAAUUAGUAAAUGAUUGAUUAGCAGUGCUAACCAUUGCUUAAAUUCUUGCUUUGUAUAUAUUUAUAAAGUAGUUACAUUGAUGUAAUGAUUUUUUUUCAGAU
Molecule: messenger RNA, 6786 nt
Organism: Hypanus sabinus (Atlantic stingray)
Lineage: Eukaryota; Metazoa; Chordata; Chondrichthyes; Myliobatiformes; Dasyatidae
Product: phospholipase A2, minor isoenzyme-like
Exons: 4
Coding region: 569-1111 (180 amino acids)
Biological process (GO): phospholipid metabolic process; arachidonate secretion; lipid catabolic process
Molecular function (GO): calcium ion binding; phospholipid binding
Source: RefSeq, a predicted model, not a curated record